GACAGCCUCCCCUACACCACACCCUGGGAUCGGAGCUCCGCGGGCCCCGCCUUAAUACCCCAAGCCCUCCAGGGGCCGAGCAGCGCCUGGUCCCGCCCCAAGCCCUGCCCCGGGUUCGUCUCCGCUCGCCUCCUUUAGGAGCCGCCCCGCUUCCCCUCAGUCUCCCGAGCAACACCGCGGCUCCGCCCCGCCAUGGCGCCGGAGGAAAGCGUGGACACCUCUCGCCUGCUGCAGAGUUUCGAACGCCGCUUCCUGGCGGCGCGCGCGCUGCGCUCGUUCCCCUGGCAGAGCCUAGAAGAGAAAUUAAGGCACUCGGGUUCGGAGCUGCUGCUGGAUAUUUUGCGGAAGACCGUGAAACAUCCUCUGUGCGUGAAGCAUCCACCAUCGGUGAGGUAUGCCCGGUGCUUUCUCUCGGAGCUCAUCAGAAAGCAUGAAGCUGUCCACGAGGAGCCUUUGGACGAGCUGUACGAGGCAUUGGCGGAGGUCCUGACAGCCGAGGAGCCCACUCCAUGCCACCGGACCUACCUGCUGCCUUCCGGGGACUCGGUCACACUCGCUGAGAGCACAGCCAUCGUUUCCCACGGCACCACCGGCCUGGUCACGUGGAGUGCUGCGCUCUACCUUGCCGAAUGGGCCCUAGAGAACCCAGCGGCUUUCAAUCACAGGACUGUCUUAGAGCUCGGCAGUGGAGCCGGCCUCACCGGCCUGGUCAUCUGCAAAAUGUGCCGCCCUAGAGCAUACAUCUUCAGCGACUGUCACAGCCAUGUCCUCGAGCAGCUCCGCGGGAACAUCCUUCUCAAUGGCUUCUUGUUGGAGCCAGAUGCCACCGCCCCAGCACAGCACCCAGGACACCACACCCACAACUCAGAGAGCCCCGUGGUGGCAGUGGAACAGCUGGACUGGGACGUUGUGACAGCCCCUCAGCUCACUGCCCUCCAGCCAGACAUCGUCCUCGCAGCAGAUGUGCUGUACUGCCCAGAAAUUAUCCUGUCCCUGGUCAGGGUCCUGCAGAGCCUGUCUGCUUGCCGGAAGGACGAGCUGGCUCUUGAUGCCUAUAUUGCCUUCACCAUCCGCAACCCAGAGACAUGCCAGCUCUUCACCACCGAGCUAGGCCAGGCUGGGAUCUCAUGGGAAGCGGUGCCUCAUCACAGCCAAAAACUAUUUCCCUAUGAAGAGCACUCGGAGAUGGCAAUUCUGAAACUAAAGUUGUAAGUUUACAACAAACGUUUCUGAAAAUAACCGUGAAAAUUAAAUCGCCUGGGGAAAAGUUUUUAUCUGGGAAAAGCUGAUAAAACUUUCAUUGGACUUAAAUGUUUGAAGAAUGUUAAAUUCUGAACCAGGAACCACAAACUGUGUCCUAAUAAAAAACAUGAACCGUU
Phyllostomus hastatus (greater spear-nosed bat) is the source of this 1379-nucleotide messenger RNA. It is a transcript of the gene EEF2KMT, whose product is annotated as eukaryotic elongation factor 2 lysine methyltransferase. The record is from RefSeq and is a predicted model, not a curated record. Bases 193 to 1212 code for a protein of 339 amino acids. NCBI's taxonomy places the organism in Eukaryota, Metazoa, Chordata, Mammalia, Chiroptera, Phyllostomidae. The transcript has 8 exons.